GAAAGAGAAAGAGACAGGUAGCAAGAUUUUACAUCGUAAUAGCUCUGCAAGCUUAUCUGCAGAUCUACUGACUGACACAAAGGACGUCUUCAAGGAACAUUUGAUUUAUGUUUUUACGUCCACCUAUUUUCCAAGAUUGUGACCCACAAUGGCGGACACAAAGCCGACAGGAGAGAGUUUUUCUUCUGCUAACGAGUCCUACUCCGACAGAGGCAAAAUGUCCAGCUAUUCUGAUUGCAUAAGAGUACUACUCGGACUCCUGGCCGAAUUUGGAAGAGAGCUCAGGAUAGGUGACAGCGCUUUGAGGGUGGAAGUCAACAUGGACGAUUUGAGCCCUCAGUCGUCGGACGCUGCUCACGCUUAUGACUGUCUACAGCGGCACAUCACUAAGCUACAGGCCAUAUCAGAGAGCCUUAAAACUCUGUCGGAGUCUCAAAGUCACGUAUCAGCAGAACCUGAGACGAGUGACGCACUGUCCUCGCCUGCCCUAAGAGACUUGACUUGGCUGCCGCCCCUCCCCGACGCGGAUGCGAGCGUCAUGGUACAGAUCCGUGCCAGUAAGACUGAGAUCGAGCGCAGGAUAUCUGCAUUUAUGGCGCGCAAGCAGAUGGAGAUCAAUGAAAACAACGUGCGCGAGUUCUGCAACGUGAUCGACUGCAAUCAGGAGGACAGCUGUGCUAGAACAGACGCCGUGUUCACGCCGUUCCCCGGAUUUAAAAGCCACGUGAAAGUCACGCGAGUGGUGAACACGCAUGGUCCUCAAACCUGCACCGGAGGCCAAGGAGAAACUGGGGAUCAGGCACGAGGCCCGGCGACGCACGGCUGUGGGAACCCAGCCAUCGAGGAGCGACUCAACAACAUCGAGUCGCACCUGAAACUCCCGACAGGCCCUGUUCCUGUGAGCGUCUACCAGAGGCUAAAGAAGCUGGAGGACCGAAUCCUCCAAUUGGAAGGACUUUCGCCAGAAUAUUUCCAAUCUACGAACCUCCCACACAAGAAACCCAAGACGUCACCUGCUCAGGCAUGCAGUCUUACCGAGCUGGAUGAGAAGAUUAGUGCGAUGAAGGCGGCAUUGCUGAAGAAGGCCAGUGAAUUUGGGCCCGCAUAUGGGUCUGAGUACCCGCUUUGACAUGAUCUGAGGUGACUGCAAAGUUAGCUGUAAUGCCCCCCUUGUGUAAGUAAAAGUAGAUUUUGAACUUAAAA
This is a messenger RNA of Corythoichthys intestinalis (scribbled pipefish), 1203 nucleotides long. RefSeq names its product MAP3K12 binding inhibitory protein 1 (gene mbip). The record is from RefSeq and is a predicted model, not a curated record. The coding region runs from base 149 to 1129 and encodes 326 amino acids. The transcript is spliced from 11 exons. NCBI's taxonomy places the organism in Eukaryota, Metazoa, Chordata, Actinopteri, Syngnathiformes, Syngnathidae.